Erigeron canadensis is the source of this 1387-nucleotide messenger RNA. RefSeq names its product glucuronokinase 1-like. The transcript has 6 exons. Bases 125 to 1225 code for a protein of 366 amino acids. Lineage: Eukaryota; Viridiplantae; Streptophyta; Magnoliopsida; Asterales; Asteraceae. The record is from RefSeq and is a predicted model, not a curated record. Gene Ontology annotation, molecular function: ATP binding.
UACUUGACUAAAUCAAGGAUCCAGACGACGGAUAUGCAUAUACACUCAUCAUUUCUGUAUCUAUAUCCCCUCCCUCUCUCUAUAUAUAAGUAAAAAAAAAAACAAUUGUAAAUAGAAUUUAAGAAUGGGAGAAAGUGGAUCAUCAUCAAGAUCGUUGGAGACAGUAAUAGAGCACAAAGCAUAUGCACGGAUUGGGCUGCUGGGUAACCCGAGUGAUGUAUACAAUGGUCGAACCAUAUCAUUAAAUAUCGAAAACUUUUGGGCUUAUGUUCGCCUGGAACCUUCUUCUUCAGAUCUUGUCAUUGUUCCUCAUCCUACUCAUGAUCUUGUUCAAUUCACUUCUCUCUCUCAUUUGGUGAACCGGUUGGAAAAUGAAGGUUACUAUGGAGGUGUACGGUUGCUUAUGGCAACUUGUAAAGUCUUUAAAAACUACUGCAAAGAACAAGGGAUUCAUCUUCACGAAGAUAAUUUUUCUCUUUCGUAUGAGACCAACAUCCCUCGUCAGACAGGGCUAUCUGGUUCCAGUGCCAUUGUAUGUGCUGCCUUUAACUGCCUUCUUGACUUCUAUGAUGUCAGAGAUAAAAUAGCCGUGGAGAUAAGGCCACAACUUAUUCUCAAUGCAGAAAAGGAACUUGGAAUUGUUGCUGGUCUCCAGGACAGAGUAGCACAAGUUUAUGGGGGCCUUGUAUACAUGGAUUUUGACAAGGAGAGCAUGAAUAAACAUGGGUAUGGCAAAUACACACAAUUAGAUACAAGUCUUCUUCCGCCACUUCAUCUAAUCUAUGCUGAAAAUCCAAGUGAUUCUGGAAAGGUGCAUAGUACAGUUCGACAAAGAUGGCUAGACGGAGACAAAUUUAUUAUAUCAUCAAUAGAAGAGGUAGCCAACUUAGCUCUUGCAGGAAAAACUGCAUUACUUGAAAAGGAUUAUGCUAAACUUGCAACCCUUAUGAAUCAGAACUUUGAUCUUAGAAGGCGCAUGUUUGGUGAUGCUGCCUUAGGUGCUCUAAACAUAGAGAUGGUGGAGGUUGCCAGAAGAGUGGGUGCAGCAUCCAAGUUUACUGGCAGUGGAGGGGCGGUGGUUGCUUUUUGCCCUGAUGGACCAUCACAAGUUCAACUUUUAGAGGAUGCUUGUAAGAAGGGUGGCUUCUCCAUUGUACCAGUGAAAGUUGUACCUUCCCGUCUUACUGAAAUUGAUAUCAGAACUCUAUCCUCAAAUAAUGCAUAGGCCUGGCUCCUCCUCCCCCAAAAUCUGUUAUUUUAAGCUGCCCUUGUCAAUGCUGAAUCUGUAAGUUAAAUUGUAUAAUUGACCAUUAUUUUUGUGUGUUUAUUACAACAUUCGGCACAAUGAGAUUCAUCUUUGAUCUAAAAGAAUUUUACAUUGUCAUUA